Messenger RNA from Dentiscutata erythropus, 146 nucleotides. Lineage: Eukaryota; Fungi; Glomeromycota; Glomeromycetes; Diversisporales; Gigasporaceae. The record is from the annotation of a GenBank genome assembly.
AAGAACAACAAGCAUUUGAUUCUAAACAAUUGGAAUUUGAAAUUACCGAAGAAAUGCAACAAGAGUAUCUUAAAAGUACUGGGGCCGAUAAUCCAAAUAAAUCACGUGAUGAUCAAGAAUAUGGAGUUGCUGGCCCUUCAAAUUAA